CUUAAAUUUCCCUUUGGUUUCUAUGUUCUUCUAGAAGAGAUAUCAUCUUUUCUCCCUUUUUUGUUCUAUAUUUUUUCUGCACUGGUUAUUGCAGUAGCACUCUUUGUCUCUGUUGGAUAAUCACUGAACUGCAUUCAGGGUUCUGAGCCAAUUUCUGUCACCUUUUGCUUUGGCUUCUGGCCUGGUCUUUCCAAUUUUCUUCUGGUUCAUGGUCAGUUAAGUUUAGUAAUGCAGAUCUGUUUCUUAUGUGGACUUUAAAUUCAUCAGGGAAGAGUCACGGCCAUGAACCGGAAAGUCUAAUCCCCUGCUUUCUUGGUGAUGGAGCUGAAGGUCUGGGUGGAUGGUGUCCAGCGCAUUGUAUGUGGCGUCUCAGAUCAGACCACCUGCCAGGAGGUUGUCAUAGCAUUGGCACGUGCCAUUGGUCAGACGGGUCGGUAUGUUCUCAUUCAGAGACUACGGGAGAAAGAGAGGCAGCUCCUCCCCCAUGAAUGCCCAAUAGAGUCUCUGGCCAAGUGUGGACAGUAUGCCAGUGAUGUUCAGUUUAUAUUGCAGCGCACGGGCCCCAGCCUGACGGAGAGGCCUUCUUCAGAUAAUGCCCCACAGGUUCCUGAGAGGACGUUUGUCAGGGCCAGCUUGCCUAUCAAGCCAAGGCUGGUCAGCACAGAAGUGCCGAGGCCCAGGCAGCCCAAAAAAUCCUUAACCUUCAACUUGGGUCCUGUGGCUUCCAGCGAUUUGCUUGCAAAGAACAAGCUAAGGCAGCCCAAGAAAGACAUUGUGGGUUUGAGGGAUGGUGCCAGUGGUGGCCCGCUGUCCAAAGAGGAGCUAUUCAAGACUGUCCUGCACCAGCAAGAGCAUCUCCAGUCCCUGGAGGUGCAGGGGGAUGCCUUGGAAACAGACAUCAGGCACUGGGAAUACAGUCAGGGCUCCUGCCAGGAGGAUGAGAUUCGACAUCUCGAGCAGGUGAUCCGGCAAAACGAGAGUGAGCUGAAUGAGGAAGAAUUUUGGCACAAUGAACUGCGUUCUGAGAAAGAGCGUGAAAGGGAGCGUCAGGAGAAAGUGCAUAGCCUGCAGGCCACCAUGCAGGAGUACACACAAAAAAUCCAUGAGCUUAUGAUGAAAACAGAGGCCUUGGAGAGGGAAAUCCAGCGGGAAAUUGCAGACAGAUCCAAGAGGGCGAAAGAAGUUCCUACACAGAGCCCUGCUGAACUGGAAGAGAUGGCAGCUAAAAUGAAAAGGGACCUGGAAACCAAAGUCAAGCAGAGCACCCAUUUGGAAAGCAGCCUGGAGAUGGUGGCAAAGGCCUUGGAAGAAACAGAGCAGAACCUUCAGGCCCAGAACCAGGAGCUGGAGGAGCUAAAUAAGGAACUGAGGCAGUGUAACUUGCAGCAGUUCAUCCAGCAGACGGGAGCCAUGGUGACUGCACCGCAGGCCAGAUCAGAGGCGGAACCCCAGCUGGAUCAAACUAGCCAUGAGCUGCCAGCUCAUCAGAGAAAUGGAGAUGUCUCCAAUUCCAGCACAGACUCACCUCCCCGGGCCACCGCCAAGCAGUUCCUGGGCCAUCCACGGAACCUUCAGAACCCCCUGGUGUCCAGCUUGAACCCUGAGGUCAUAUCAGCAAAGCAGAGCAUCUGGAGGUAAAAAGGCCAGCCAAGGAGGACUGAUUGCCUUGCGAAUAUAACUAUGUAGAAAUAGAACUCUAUUUCAUGUAUGUAUUUGACUUCUUUUUGUUGUGAAUUAUGAAUGUAGAUGGUUGUGCAAAUAUUUUUACAGACUUUUUUAAAAAAAGAAAAAAGAACGUAAUCCAUUUGGAGGAAAUAGACUGCUUGUAUUUUUUUAAAUCUCUUUUGUUAUGAUUUUCAAUAAAGAUACUGUUUGUGGCUUCUCUGAAAAUAUUUUUAAAGCAUUUCUAUUUUAAGACUUGAUCACAUGCAAGAUUACUUGGGAGCAAAUAGCUACUGCCCUGGAGUAGUGUGAAACUUGCCCGUAUAUGAGCUGUCCAAAGCAUGUAGUAGCAAGUUCUCUACAUCUGCUCUGAAAGAUAUACUGUAAGCUACUGCCGUACAAGGAAGGAUCGUGUUGUCAGCCAGACCUCCUUACAGGACUGUAUCAAUGCACUGUAUGUAUGUGUUGUUGAGCACCCGUUUGUAUGUUGUUUUUGGUUAGUUAUUUUGUGGAAAUACACAUCAUUUUAGUUAGGGAGGGAGAAAUAAUUCUGUUCCUUUUGUGAAAAUCAUAUAAAUCCAGAAAAAUUUCACUGAGAUACAGUCUUCUUGGCCUUCAUUGCUCCCUGCUUAUGUUGCUGUUUAUCCCGAGUCUGUAUUUAGGAAUGACCUUUCAGAACUGGUAAAAUGAGAUUCAGGUGCUAGCACAGUCUUGCCAUUAUAUGACUUGUGCCAAAUAUUAAAUUUUUCUAGUUCUGUAGAAGAAGAACUAACAGUGUUUAAGCUUGUACAUGGGUAAAUAUAUUUAUUGUCUGUAUAGCUUUAUGAUGGAGUGUAUAAUAGUUUUGAAUCCUAGACUAUUCUAAGGUCCAGAGCAAACUUCCCAAAGCAGGUGAACUGCAGAUUACUGUGUGACAGUCUUGAACUUGAAUUGGUGAUGGCAGGCAGCAUAAAGUGCUCUCCU
Messenger RNA from Pogona vitticeps (central bearded dragon), 2625 nucleotides. The record is from RefSeq and is a predicted model, not a curated record. NCBI's taxonomy places the organism in Eukaryota, Metazoa, Chordata, Lepidosauria, Squamata, Agamidae.